AUGGAAACACCAGAGGAACUUUCUCUGGGGGGGUCCAAAGAUCACACCAACAUUGUCAAGGGGAAAAGAACCAAAAGGGUCAGGCCACAAUCCCCUAUCCCCUUCUCCAUCACUGCCAAUUCCUCCACCGGAGAUGGAGAAAGAGAAGAUUGCUACAAUGUUGAUGACAACACCAACACCACCAUCAACAAAAAUGAUGAUUUUAAUAAUAAUAACAGCUCUCCCACCACAUCUUCUGCAGGAUUACAAGACAGCACAGAUGAAGAGGAGGACAUGGCCAAUUGCCUCAUCCUUUUAGCACAAGGACAAUCCCGGGAAUCUCCUAGACAUGCCGAGGAAGAUGUGGGCAUUAACUACGCCAAGUACAGCAGUAGAAAAUUCUUGGAAGCGGCCACCCUGGGGUCUAGCAGGGCAGGGUACUAUGUUUAUGAAUGCAAGACAUGCAACAGAACUUUCCCUUCGUUUCAAGCACUUGGAGGCCACAGGGCCAGUCACAAGAAGCCUAAGGCAAUGAUGGCCAUUGGCCAAGAGAAGAAGCAGCAACACCUUUUGUCAUCAGAUGAGGAAGAGUUUCAAUUGAAGACCAAUAAUAAAUCACCAUUUUCCCUACAACUGAAUUCGAAGGGGAAUUUGUACAACAAGUCCAAGGUCCAUGAGUGCUCCAUCUGUGGUGCUGAAUUCACAUCAGGGCAGGCACUGGGAGGCCACAUGAGACGCCACCGCGCCCCCGUUGGGAUCCCCACCACACUCUCCUUCACCCCUUUGGCUUUGGAACCAGAAGAAGAUCAGCCCAGAAAGAAAAGAAAUGUGUUGAACUUGGAAUUGGAUCUCAACCUCCCUGCCCCUGAAGAUGAUCAAAGAGAAUCCAAGUUUUCCUUUGCAUCCAAGCAACAACAACAUGGACAGAAACAACAACAGCAGCAGCAACAACCACAAACAAGUCUUGUCUUCCCUGCCCCAGCUUUGGUGGAUUGUCAUUACUGA
Messenger RNA from Sphenostylis stenocarpa, 984 nucleotides. The record is from the annotation of a GenBank genome assembly. Lineage: Eukaryota; Viridiplantae; Streptophyta; Magnoliopsida; Fabales; Fabaceae.